This is a messenger RNA of Paramecium tetraurelia, 504 nucleotides long. RefSeq lists its product as uncharacterized. The transcript is spliced from 2 exons. NCBI's taxonomy places the organism in Eukaryota, Ciliophora, Oligohymenophorea, Peniculida, Parameciidae. The record is from RefSeq and is a predicted model, not a curated record.
CAAAAAAAUAAUUGACAAAUGCAACUAGAUAAAGAAAUCUAGAAAAAUUGGCUUAGAGUAGAUCCACUUGAAAAUCCAAUUUUGAAAGAUCCUCCAAAACAUUAGCCUGAGAAGUUUAAUGAAUAUGUCGAAUUAAAAGUUGAAGAAAAUGUAGUAGGAUUUUUGGUGGGUUAAUAAUCAUAUUUUUUCAAUGAAGACGGAGGAUGGAGAGAUGAGAAUGGUUGUUAUUAUGAUAAGGAUGGACAACCAGAUGGAUGGUUUGUUUUACACCCAGGCAAUGAUAAUCAUGAACAUUAUUAUGAUCAAGAUGGCAUGUAUGUACCAUCAGAAGUUGAGAAUGAUAAGAAUUCUAUCGAUAAUAUUUAAGAUAAUGAGGAAGAUUCACAUUAAUCAGAUGAAGAUGAUAUCUAAAAUUAUGAACAAUCCUGAAAAACCAAUUAAAUUGAUUUUCAAAAAUAUAGGAAGCAUAAAUAAUAUAUUAUAUAAAAAAUAUUGAUUUUUAUC